AUUCAAUCAUUGCCAGCCCAGCCAAGUUCCGUAUUUUCUUUUUCUGACAUAGACUGAUAACUAAGUUAUCAUCUGCAGUAUAAUCAGCAGAGAAAAGUCACCCGCCUGCUCGGCAGCUCAGAAAAAUCCAUACAAAAUCAGCACCCCUCAUUUGAAUCCAAGAACACAUGCAAAGAUCAAUACUUUAUCUGAUUCUGAUGACGAAAAUCCUUUUUCUGAGUUCAUUUUGUUGGUUUUUGAAGUCAAAACAAGGCCCUCGUUUGAGGUUUUCAGUUAUUUUGUGUAAUUUACACUCGCACGCGGUUUCAAGAAACAGUCUUUGGUAAUCCACAAUCAGGGCAAGAAGACUCCUUUUUCUUUAGACCCUUUUUAUCUCUUUUCCCCUGUAAUUUACUGUUGAUUCGUCUUUUCAACUCUGUUCCUUAACUUUCCGGGGAAUGUUCUGCUCUUUCUGGUGGGCUGGACUGAGUCAACUCGGUUUAUGAUUGGAGGGUUCUUCAAGAAACUUGUUGUAUUGGAGUUUCUGGUGUAAGUUUGAUCAUGCUAAGUUGAAAAGAAUUGUGGGUUUGUGUUAGUUUGUGAUUAAUGAAAGAGUUUUGGGGACCUGAUAGUCGUCUCUUGGCGGCAUUACUGGUAUUCUGCCUUUAUCUGCUGAACUUAAGUUUAUGCUGGUCUCUCAAUGAUGAAGGUGUGGCCUUGCUGAGGAUUAAAGAGAAAGUUGUAAGUGAUCCACAUGGGGCUUUGUCAAAUUGGAAUGAUGAAGCGAGAGUAGAGAGCCCAUGUUCAUGGUUUGGAGUUGAGUGUUCAGGAGGAUAUGUUGUCGCUUUAAACCUGAAAGAUCUCUGUUUAAGAGGUACUCUGGCUCCUGAUGUUGGGGAACUGGUUCAUGUGAAAUCUAUCAUUCUGCGCAACAAUUCAUUUUCGGGUGUCAUCCCCGAAGAGAUUGCAAAUUUAAGGGAAUUGGAAGUAUUAGACCUUGGAUAUAAUAACUUCAGUGGACAAGUUUCAUGUCGGUUUGGCAAUAAUUUGUCGAUGCUGCUCCUUUUACUUGACAACAACGAGCUUCUUGACAGCAGAGAUCCUGAGAUAUAUGAACUUCAAAAGCUAUCUGAAGCUCAAGUGGAGGAGGACCUGUUAUCAAGCACCAAACGGCCGUCUUCUUGCAAUGAACUAAUAAUCUCCCGAAAUUCGCUGCAAACAGGAGAUGGGGUGACCCGGAAAUUGUUACAAGAACCUCCCUUUGCACGAAGGCCAGCCUUCAGCUUUUUCCCUCUUUUUCCACCCCCAGAAUCCAUAGUAAGAAAUGAACCUCCCCCUCCAACUCUGAUUCCGGAUCCUGAGCCAGAUCCAGCUGAGGAUCCAUUUACUCCAGCUCCAGCUCCAGAUCCAAAUCUAUCUCCGGUUCCAUCUACUGGGCCGUCAACAUCUAACCCUUCACCUUCUCCUGCUAAUCCUAUAUCUCCAUCUUCACUCCCAACCCCAGCAGCAGGGCCUCAAGCACCAGCUCAACAUUCUCGGAGACAUCAUAAUCGACUUCUGAUAGUUUCUGCAGCCUCUGGAGGUCCUCUGUUACUUCUUGUAAUAAUCGGCAUCUUCUUUUGGCAAAGUGGUAAGGUUGCUACUGUCAAGCCCUGGGCUACAGGAUUAAGUGGACAACUGCAAAGAGCAUUUGUAACUGGAGUCCCAAAGCUCAAAAGAUCUGAACUUGAGGCUGCAUGUGAAGAUUUUAGUAAUGUGAUUGGUUCUUCAUCAUUGUGUACUUUGUAUAAGGGUACAUUGUCAAGUGGAGUCGAGAUAGCAGUCGCAUCCAUUUCAGUGGCAUCUGCAAAGGACUGGUCCAAUAGCCAGGAAGCCCAGUUUAGGAAGAAGAUCGACACACUAUCAAAAGUGAAUUACAAGAAUUUUGUUGGCCUACUUGGAUAUUGUGUGGAAGAGGAGCCGUUCACGAGGAUGAUGGUUUUUGAAUAUGCUCCCAAUGGAACUCUCUUUGAGCAUCUGCACAUAAAAGAAGCUGAACACUUGGAUUGGGCAACGCGAUUGAGGGUAGCAAUGGGCAUGGCAUACUGCCUUCAGCACAUGCACCAAUUGACGCCGGCAUUAGCCCACAGAAACUUCAACUCCUCAGCCGUGUAUCUGACGGAUGAUUAUGCCGCUAAAGUAUCCGACUUAGCCUUCUCCAAUGAUGGGUCUUCAUCUGACAACGAUCCUAACAUUCAGAACAAUGUUUACAGCUUUGGCAUCGUGCUAUUUGAGAUGAUAACUGGUAAGCUCCCAUACUCAGCAGGCAGUGAUUCCUCUGACGACUGGGCUUCUGAUUAUUACCUCAGUGGAGCACAACCUCUACGAGAAAUGGUCGACCCAACUUUGGAGACGUUUCAGGAAGAUCAACUUCAACUACUUGACAGUGUGAUAAAAUCUUGUGUCAAUCCAGACCCGAGACGGAGACCGACUAUGGUAGAAGUCUGCGCAAGGCUGAGGGAGAUAACGGGGAUAGAUCCUGAUGGAGCGGCCCCGAAAGUUUCACCUCUUUGGUGGGCAGAACUGGAGAUUUUGUCGACUGAGGCAAGCUGAAUGCGAAAAGCUAAAACUGUAAUCGCUCGAACCUUGCGCGUUUCCCAGUAUAUUCAUUGAAAUGUGGUGGGAAACCUUUCCUGCUGGUUUGUAAGUAAUGCAGGAACUGGGAAUGUGUAUAUAGUGAGGUGGGGGAAAGAUUUGGUGAAGUUUUCUGAUUGUUUCUUUUUUUUGCUGAACAGAGACUUGUUCCAAAAAGUGCAAAUUACAAAGGCAAAUUUGAGUUUA
This is a messenger RNA of Sesamum indicum (sesame), 2799 nucleotides long. Its product is annotated as protein MALE DISCOVERER 2. Lineage: Eukaryota; Viridiplantae; Streptophyta; Magnoliopsida; Lamiales; Pedaliaceae. Gene Ontology annotation, biological process: protein phosphorylation. Gene Ontology annotation, molecular function: ATP binding; protein kinase activity. The record is from RefSeq and is a predicted model, not a curated record.